Messenger RNA from Orcinus orca (killer whale), 7148 nucleotides. RefSeq names its product tryptophan hydroxylase 2 (gene TPH2). Gene Ontology annotation, cellular component: neuron projection. NCBI's taxonomy places the organism in Eukaryota, Metazoa, Chordata, Mammalia, Artiodactyla, Delphinidae. The record is from RefSeq and is a predicted model, not a curated record. Gene Ontology annotation, biological process: aromatic amino acid metabolic process; serotonin biosynthetic process. The coding region runs from base 3220 to 4743 and encodes 507 amino acids. The transcript is spliced from 12 exons. Gene Ontology annotation, molecular function: tryptophan 5-monooxygenase activity; iron ion binding.
GUUUAUAGAACUAAAGAAACUUUUCAUUAGCAUGAAAUUGGGCAUAGUGUUGCCUUGGAGGAUAUAAUUAUCUGAAUCAGUAAAUCAGCUUCCUACAAUUGAUGUUAAUAAUGUAAAAUAAAAGCUACACAGUUCUAAAAUGGUCCAGUAGGUGGCUUUUUUUUUUCCCCCAGAGAGCUAGGGAACCAAAAGAACUUUUUUCUUACUUGAGCAUUAACUGACAGUCAUGAUAGUAGAACCAUUAGAUUUUUAGUUUUUAAUAUCAUAUGUGUGUUAUCUUUCAUCAGUUAAUAAUGAGUAAGCCUAUUCAGAGAAAAAAAAAAGUAAACUGAUCAAAGCCUUGGCAUCUCCAGCCUUUCAUUUCCUGCUGUUGAGGAAAUUGCUGAGAACAUCUUGAUGUCCUUCUUGUUCUUCCUGGACAGGGGCUUUUGGGGAGUUUUUUUCUACUAUGUAAUAUAAUAUCUACUUCAGAGUUUUAAAAAAUCUUAAUACAUUUAGUAAGUUGAACUUUUGUCAAGUUCUAUUAUUUUAAAGCUACUUGUUAAAAACAUUUUUACUAAACAGUCUGAAUUUCUCUUUAGCCCAUUUUUUAUAUGGAAAUGAUACUCAUGUAGUGCUAAGUAAAGUCUUACUUGAUUAGAGUCCUCAAAAUCCAGUUAGCAAAUACCAUGUGAACUUGAGCUGUUUGAUAUUGCUAAAAUAGAUAGUUCAGGUAAAUGUCUUAGUUUAACCUUUUAAAGAUUUGUUUCAGUUUUCAUAAGAUGCUCUGUCCAUGCUAAUAACAUGUAAAAUAUUGUGUGCUAUAUUAUAUGAUAUUUAAAGUUAAAAUUCAAGUAAUUUAGCUGUAAAACGUAUUUACAGUUCUGAUAGGAGUCUAUGGGAAACCUUUUUGCAUUGGAGAUCAUUCCAAUUUUGAUUGUUUCAUGUGCCGAGGAUUCUUCACCUCUUUAUAAUGCUAGAAACUUGGUGAUGACUAAAGCUUUUUUGAGUAAGGAAAACAACUUUUUGAGAAUGACAGUGAUUCUUGCUGAACCUGACCUUUCCAGAGGUUUUUAUGGAUGCCAACUAAUUCUUACGGGAAAUUGAUGUAAUUAUGCCCAUUAUCAAAGAUACUUUGUAUAAAGUAACCCAAAAUGUUUACUGAAGAACCUAGAAUUUCACUUGACUUUGUGUGUAACUAUGUAAUAGGUAACAUCAUUCCAGCUUGCAUUUCUUUACUGGGCUUUCAGAAGAUGCAUGAACCUCUUAUUGUAUUUGAAAUCUCGUGUGUAUACAUGCAUAUUUUGGUGGAAAGGUCAUAUAGUUUCUCAAAAGGUUCUCUGAUUUUCCCCAAAAGUUGAAAACCAUUGUUAUAAAUUGUAUAAUAUGAGGAUAAUGACAUAAUUUGACCCACGCUAAUGAUUUUAUAUGCUGAACCUCCAUUAAUUAAAAUAUGUUUAGAGUGCUCAUUUCCAAAUUCUUGGUCUGUAUUGUCAAAAUACAUGUCCAGGCUCUACUUCAGAGCUACAGAAUCAGAAUCUUUGGAAGUGAGGUUAAGGAAUCUGCAUUAAAAUGCUUCACAGGCUUCCAUGUGGUUCCUGAGCCUCCCUGAAGUUAGAGAACUGGAAUUAUGUAGUGUAUUUUACAGUUUAACAUUUUGACUUAUGGUCAGGUAGGCAAGUCCUUAAGUUGUUAGAGAGUAGUUCCUUGAUUUUCCUCAGGUGGAAUUUGCCCUAGUUCUGGUCACCAUUUUUAGUAAAAAGUGAUGCCAGUCAUCUUAGCCCAUAGGUUCCCCCUCCGUUCUUACAUUUUUUUUUUUUUUUUUUUUUGCAGUACGCGGGCCUCUCACUGCUGUGGCCCCUCCCGUUGCGGAGCACAGGCUCCGGACGUGCAGGCUCAGCGGCCAUGGCUCACGGGCCCAGCCGCUCCGCGGCAUGUGGGAUCUUCCCGGACCGGGGCACGAACCCGUGUCCCCUGCAUCGGCAGGCGGACUCCCAACCACUGCGCCACCAGGGAAGCCCCUUUCUUACAUUUUGAAGACAAACUUUCAGUGUCAUUUUAUUUCUGAACAUGAAACAGGAUUAAAUUUGAGAUGAAUCUGAAAGGUUUCCAUUAGUAUCUAAUGUGAUUAUCCAGUACUAAACAUCUGUACUUAAUUGUACUUUUGAUGUGAAUACUGCCAUUUGAAUGAUAUAAUGUAUUUGGCCUAAUCUCCCUUUGGGUCCUUAUAAUAUGCGAGUUUUAAGUUGUAGAUUUUUGAGUAUUGCUCUGAUUUCAAGUAUUUUUCUCACUGUUUUAUAAAUAGACUCCUAUUUUUCAGGUUAUCUGUCUUGACUUAGGGAAAAACAGUGUGUCAUCCUUAGAUGCAAAUGUGGGGUGGGGUAGGGCAGUGCGAUUGGACAUACUUCUAUAACUUUUGGGAUAUCCAAAAGCACUCUUUUAGCCCAUGGGAAACUACAUUGUUAACAAAGUCACUGUAAAGAAAAACUGAUUGUAAUCUAAGUCUCUUCUUCAAGAGCGCUCCGGAAUCAAAAAUAUCAUAUUUGCCUAAUGUAGUUCAAUCCCUAAAGUUAGAAUUGAAAUGUUAGGGUAAUAGGUCAGCUGUUAAAUAUGUUUCUCCUCAAAUAUCUCUGUGGUAUAUUGUUCCUCACAUCUCUCUCUAUGUGAAAAAGUAGAGUGAAAAGAACAAAUUCCAGUAAGCUUAGCUAUGACCAAUGAGCAGUCCAGUUCUCUUUAAGCUUUUUUUAGUUAAGAAGACUAUUAACUUCAGAAAUGGGCUUUUGCUGUAACAGUCAGUAAUAGAUAUUUCCAACACCACACUAGUCUGGAGGUACCAGACCCAAUGGGUUAGUAGACUGCUUUAAAAAAAAAACUAGAGCUGUGUUUAGAUUGCUUUAGAUGUUGUAUGGCCAAAUUGUAUAUCUCUUUUCCAUGGGUGUUGCAGGCUCACUUUCAUCUGCUGUAGUACGGGUUGAAGUGGUGGAGGCCACUUGAGUUGAUAUAGUUUGGAGAUUUUCUUCAUGUGAGCACAGGCUCAUCCCUCACUCUAUCAUGGCAUAAUCAAUUUUAUGAAGACUUCUCAUUCAAAGAGUGGGAUCUUCUAAGGUCUCAGCACCAGGGUUCUGGGCAGCGCCCUGAGAGGUCCACUGCUCGCACGCCUCUUCUCUCAAUCUCCACCAGCGCUGCUACUGCCUCUCUAGUCCCCCCCUGCUGCAGAGAGAGAAAAUUACAUCGGAAUCCAUGCAGCCGGCAAUGAUGAUGUUUUCUAGUAAAUACUGGGCAAGGAGAGGGCUUUCUCUGGAUUCAGCAGUGCCCGAAGAGCAUCAGCUGCUUGGCAGCAUAACACUAAAUAAAACUAACGCUGGCAAAAAUGAUGAUAAAAAAGGCAACAAGGGAAGCAGCAAAAGUGACACUGCUACCGAGAGCAGCAAGAUGGCAGUUGUAUUCUCCUUGAAAAAUGAAGUUGGUGGAUUGGUCAAAGCACUGAAACUCUUUCAGGAAAAACAUGUCAACAUGGUUCAUAUUGAGUCCAGGAAAUCCCGGCGAAGAAGUUCGGAAGUUGAAAUCUUUGUGGACUGUGAGUGUGGCAAAACGGAAUUCAAUGAGCUCAUUCAGUCACUGAAAUUUCAAACCACGAUUGUGACGCUGAAUCCGCCAGAGAACAUUUGGACAGAGGAAGAAGAGCUAGAGGAUGUGCCCUGGUUUCCCCGGAAGAUCUCUGAGUUAGACAAAUGUUCUCACAGAGUUCUCAUGUAUGGUUCUGAGCUGGAUGCCGAUCACCCAGGAUUUAAAGACAAUGUCUAUCGACAGAGAAGGAAGUAUUUUGUGGAUGUAGCCAUGGGUUAUAAAUAUGGUCAGCCCAUCCCCAGAGUGGAGUACACAGAGGAAGAAACUAAAACUUGGGGUGUUGUGUUCCGAGAGCUCUCCAAACUCUAUCCUACUCAUGCUUGCCGGGAGUAUUUGAAAAACUUCCCUUUGCUGACUAAAUACUGUGGCUACAGGGAGGACAACGUGCCCCAACUUGAAGACGUCUCGGUUUUUCUGAAAGAAAGGUCUGGCUUCACGGUGAGACCAGUGGCUGGAUACCUGAGCCCUCGAGACUUUCUGGCAGGACUGGCCUACAGAGUGUUCCACUGUACUCAGUACAUCCGCCAUGGCUCGGACCCCCUCUACACCCCGGAACCAGACACAUGUCACGAACUCCUGGGACAUGUCCCUCUACUUGCGGAUCCUAAGUUUGCUCAGUUUUCACAAGAAAUAGGCCUGGCAUCUCUGGGAGCAUCAGAUGAAGAUGUUCAGAAACUAGCCACAAAGAACGUAUUACCCAUUUCACUGGCUGUGUGUCCACUUCUUUUUCAGUGCUAUUUCUUCACUAUUGAGUUUGGCCUUUGCAAGCAAGAAGGGCAGCUGCGGGCAUAUGGGGCUGGACUGCUUUCCUCCAUUGGAGAAUUAAAGCAUGCUCUUUCUGACAAGGCAUGUGUGAAAGCCUUUGACCCAAAGACAACUUGCUUACAGGAAUGCCUUAUCACCACCUUCCAGGAAGCCUACUUUGUUUCAGAAAGUUUUGAAGAAGCCAAAGAAAAGAUGAGGGACUUUGCAAAGUCAAUUACCCGUCCCUUCUCAGUCUACUUCAAUCCCUACACACAGAGUAUUGAAAUUCUGAAAGACACCAGGAGCAUUGAAAACGUGGUGCAGGACCUCCGCAGCGAUUUGAACACCGUGUGUGAUGCCUUGAACAAAAUGAACCAAUAUCUGGGAAUUUGAUGUCUGGGACCUGUGUCAUUGCCAGCCUGAUCUUUUGGGGGCUUAGCAGCAAUUCAGUCCAUGUCGUAUAACACCAAUAGCUUUCUGUGUCUUGGCUUGGCUAGUAAGCAUGCAAUUCUGUAUAUUUCUACCUACUUGCAACUUAUUGUGAUAAUGUAUGAAACACCAUAAAGAACCCGAUGACAGAUAACCACUCAUUGUAUGAAAGAUCGUAAUACAUUUAAAUGUCUUAAAUAGAUUUGACAUUCCAGCUUAGUGUCCUUAACCAAACUGCAGCUAUUGAAAAUUGGUAACAAAUAGCCCUCUUAUGAUUCUAGCUCGUGACCUUUCCUUUCUCAGACCUGAGCCUUUCCUCUGUGUUCAUUAGAUAACAUGAAAAUAGCAGUGAAACUGUUUCUGUUUUCUCUAGUAUCAGUGUUUUCACAGCACUAUUUGAGGUAAACCCAGAAUUGUAUGAAACUUCCCAUCACAUUAACAAAAGAUUCAGUAUUCUGUUUCAAAAAUUGAAAGUAGCGAGCACACUAGUUGGAAUGGUUUUUAGGUUGAUUAUUUAUACAAUGUAAGAAAAGAGAAAUUUCCACAAAUAGAAAAUAUAUGUUGCAUUGGCCUUGUAGAAACUGAGUUGUGACAUGCUUCCCAAAGUAUUUUGGAAGAAAACACUUCCAGAAAGGACAUUAGGAAAGACUAAACAAUGGGGAAAAAUCUUGGGACUAUGAAUUUUAUGCUGGAAUAAAGAGAUUAUCAUUCUCAGCUAGUUAACCCAUUUCUCUUGGAGAAUAAUUAUAUCAUAGAGCUUUGAUUUCAAUGACAUAGAAAUUGAGUCUCAGAGAGCUUAAGUGAUCUGCUUAAAGUAGCACAGUUAGUGGUGCACCAACAUUUACAGCCCAUCACAUCUCACUUUUGGAUUGCUAAGACAUUCAGCUUGGUGUAUGUAUGUAUUUAUGAUGUGUAGUCAUAGAAGGGAAACUAAUGCUUAUCAAAACUAAUGUUUAUCACUAAAUAGGACUUGGUUUGUGAUCAAGGGUUGACAGCAGUACAGAAAUUUCCUCUCACACCCCCCAACCAAGCUAGGUCUCUGGGAGUCUGUCCACUUGGCUAAAGUUUGGGCAAAUUUGGGUAAACAAUACUGAUAUACCACAAAUUUCAGUCAUCUUUGCUAUAAGAGGUAUAAUCAGGUGAUUAAGUGAACAAAUAAAAAAUUGCUGAAUGAGCGAAUGAAUUUUAGCUUCUGAUUCCCUUAACAAAUGCAAUCACUGUUCCUCUAAUUCUGCUUUAGUAGCACAGAAUACUGGGUGGAGGAAAGAGGGGACACGAAAAAGUAGAGAAGAAUAAGAUGAUGAAAUGACAUUUAAGUUAGCAAUUCUAAAAUAUUUACUUGAGCAAUUUCUAAGGAUGUUCUUUAAAUAGGAAACUACAUGUGAUUUCAAACUAAUUUAUACAGUUGUAUGGUCCAUUGUGAGUCAGAAAUUUUUGGACUAAAUGUAUUCAGGAAGAAUAUGAGAAAGAGUUAAAAUAUAUAUCAGGGCUUCCCUGGUGGCGCAGUGGUUGACAGUCCGCCUGCCGAUGCAGGGGACGCGGGUUCGUGCCCCGGUCUGGGAAGAUUCCCACAUGCCGCGGAGCGGCUGGGCCCGUGAGCCGUGGCCGCUGAGCCUGUGCGUCUGGAGCCUGUGCUCCGCAACAGGAGAGGCCACAACAGUGAGAGGCCUGCGUACCGCAAAAAAAAAAAAAAAAAAAAAAAAAAAAAAAAAAUAUAUAUACACAUAUAUGUGUAUAUAUAUAUCAGAGAGAGGUGAAAUUACAAUGAAAAAUCAGAGGCUUGACUAUCGGUUAUCUUAAUGAUUGAGGCGCUUUCAUUUCUGAAAGAUUCUCAGAACAAUGGACUUUUUGAGAAGGCAUCUGGUGCCUAGAAUGUGAGAGUCAUGCAGUUUAAAUGCUACGUUACGUGAAUGAGACAGUGCCUUGACGAAUUAUCAGUGGUAGAGAAAUGAUGAGCAAGCUGAACCCAAGUAAAAGGAUCUAGAAUGAUCAAGUAGUUGUCAAGUCCAAUCAUUUAAUAAAUCCAUAAAUACAUAGUUUCUUACAUCUUGCUUUGCUAGAUCUAGAUGACCCUGAGUAAUUAGCUAUUUAUAAAUAUUAACCUAGAAAAAUAACCCAGAAAAAUGAAUCCAGAAAUUUCCAAUGAAAAAUAACAAGAGACUAAGAACAAUAAUUUAGAAAUUUCCAGAACUAGUUGCUGAAUUUUCUCAAAGGAGAAAAUGGGCUGAGAAACUCUUAAUGUCUGCUUUUUCUGUUGUUCCCAUAAUUUAGUGUUGCUUUAGAUAACAUUUUUGUCUUUUGUGACAACAUGGACGGACUUGGAGGGCUUUAUGCUAAGUGAAAUAAGCCAGAUGGAGAAAGACAAAUAC